Molecule: messenger RNA, 3915 nt
Organism: Contarinia nasturtii (swede midge)
Lineage: Eukaryota; Metazoa; Arthropoda; Insecta; Diptera; Cecidomyiidae
Product: ionotropic receptor 25a-like
Exons: 15
Coding region: 650-3454 (934 amino acids)
Biological process (GO): monoatomic ion transport; modulation of chemical synaptic transmission; synaptic transmission, glutamatergic
Cellular component (GO): plasma membrane; postsynaptic membrane
Molecular function (GO): glutamate-gated receptor activity; transmitter-gated monoatomic ion channel activity involved in regulation of postsynaptic membrane potential
Source: RefSeq, a predicted model, not a curated record
CGUACGAAACUGUUAACACGUGUCAAAGCAAUGAAGUCUUUUAGGUUUUAUAUUUAACAACCCGUUCGAACCCGAUGGCAACAGCUAACGGUCACAUUUUCGUUCGGCAUCAAGAUAAGAAAUCGAAACAAAAAAAAAACUUGCAGACACGAUUGUAAUUGAAAAGUAAUAAAUAAAACGUCUGCGUGUAUUACAUAUAUGCAACGAGUGAUAGGUCAUCGUCAGGGAUACUGAGUCACCAAAACACAAUGCGCUUCGGUUUUUUUUAUCCAGAUUCAAAUCGAUGUAUGCACACUUCUAUCGUGUAUUGCGAACACUACAUUACCUCACAUGAUAAUCACAUUACGUCUAACAUAAUCGAACCACGGUCCAAUUAAUGUGACCAACUAAUACGUACCUGAUCCGAUUGAUUCGAUUUCAGCAAUCGCUUUGUGCAUGCGAGCGCUUUCAAUAGCCAAAUCAUUCAAUACUCUCUUUUGAACCAUCGUAUCAUCCAGUCGGACAUUCUGGAACUAGUUUUUUUCGGCCAACCACACUAAGUUUAUAUGUUUUUACAUUUCUUUUUAAAGUUCAAAUCAAAAUUUAAUAAUUCGAAAUAAUAAUAUAAAUUAUUUAAUACAUUGUUUUCGUGUGAAAAUUCACAUACAAAAUGUUUUCGUUUUUAUCGAGAGUUCGUUUUAAAAUUUCCAUCGUAUUUUGUUGCUUUGUUCUCUUCUACAUUCGAUAUUGUGCUGGUCAAAGUUCACAGAAUAUUAACGUCCUGUUCAUCAACGAAGUCGACAAUGAUCCCGCCUCUCAGGCUCUCGAGAUUGUGAUGAACUAUAUAAAGAAAAAUCCAUCACUCGGAAUCUCAUUACAGGUCGUGCCAAUUGAAGGAAACCGAACUGAUUCGAAAAAAUUCUUGGAAAACAUUUGUUCGGUCUAUACGGAGGCAGUGAAGAACAAUAUGCCACCACAUAUUAUUUUCGAUACGACUAUAACAAAUGUUGCGAGCGAGACGGUGAAAUCCUUAACAUCGGCUUUAGGUAUACCGACAGUGAGUGCUUCAUUUGGUCAAGAAGGCGAUAUUCGGCAAUGGCGUGACCUUACCGACCAAAAACGCCAAUAUUUAUUGCAAGUGAUGCCACCAGCUGAUAUUAUUCCCGAAGUCAUUCGAUCGAUAAUUAUCUACAUGAACAUUACAAAUGCCGCCAUUCUCUAUGACGAAUCUUUUGUUAUGGAUCACAAGUACAAAGCGUUGCUACAGAACAUACCAACACGUCACGUUAUCACAGCCAUAGCAAAACCAGCCGACAGACCUCAUCAGAUUGCAAAACUGCGAAAUCUUGACAUAAAUAAUUUCUUUGUUUUGGGAAGCUUACAAUCAAUCCAAGAUGUAUUGGACUCCGCGCGAGACGAAUAUUUUCAACGGAACUUCGCUUGGCAUGCCAUCACCCAAUACAGCGGCGAAUUGACUUGUAAUUGUAAAAAUGCCACAAUCAUCUUCUUAAAACCGGUCCCUGAUCAAAUGGCAAAGGAACGACUGGGAUUAAUGAAAACCACGUACAAUUUGAAAAAAGAACCAGAAAUCUUAUCAGCCUUUUACUUUGAUUUGGCCUUACGGACCUUUCUCGCCGUUAAGGAAAUGUUAUUAACCGGAACAUGGCCAACAAACAUGCAUUAUUUGACUUGCGAUGACUAUGAUGGAACAAACACACCCGAUCGAGCCAUUGAUUUGAAAUCAUUCUUUGUCAAUGUUAAAGAGCCGGCGACUUAUGGAAACUUUAGUUUUCCAUCUGGAAAUACGCCAUUCAAUGGUCACAGCAUGAUGAAAUUCGAUAUGGAGAUCAAUGUGGUGUCGGUCCAAGGUGGAGCUUCGGUCAGCACUAAAAAUCUAGGCAAUUGGACGGCCGGUCUGACCAAUCCCAUUGUUGUUAAGUCGUCUGAUGACAUGAAGAACUUCACCGCCGCUAUUGUUUAUCGUGUUUACACCGUUGUGCAACCCCCAUUCAUAAUGCGUGACGAGACAUCGGAAAAAGGAUUCAAAGGCUACUGCAUUGAUUUACUCGACGAAAUUGCCAAUUUGGUUAAAUUUGAGUAUACAAUACAAGAGGUUGAGGAUAAAAAAUUCGGCAAUAUGGAUGAAAAUGGUGAAUGGAAUGGUAUCGUACGAAAACUAAUCGACAAACAGGCUGACAUCGGUCUUGGUUCCAUGUCUGUGAUGGCUGAACGUGAGACAGUUAUCGACUUUACGGUUCCUUACUACGAUUUAGUUGGCAUAACAAUAAUGAUGCAAUUACCAAGCACACCAAGUUCGCUUUUCAAAUUUUUGACCGUAUUGGAAACAGAUGUGUGGCUGUGUAUUCUAGGCGCCUACUUCUUUACAAGUUUUUUGAUGUAUGUUUUUGACCGGUGGUCACCAUACAGUUAUCAAAACAAUCGCGAUAAAUAUGCCGAUGAUGAUGAAAAACGUGAAUUCAACAUGAAAGAAUGCUUGUGGUUUUGCAUGACUUCUUUGACUCCACAGGGAGGCGGUGAAGCACCAAAAAAUCUAUCUGGAAGAUUGGUUGCAGCGACCUGGUGGCUUUUUGGAUUUAUAAUCAUUGCAUCGUACACCGCAAAUUUGGCAGCCUUCCUGACUGUGAGUCGCUUGGAUACACCUGUGGAAAGUCUCGAUGACCUGGCAAAACAAUACAAAAUCUUAUAUGCACCUCUAAACGGUUCUGCGGCUAUGACUUAUUUCCAACGUAUGUCACAAAUUGAGGGUCGUUUCUAUGAAAUCUGGAAGGACAUGUCGUUGAAUGACUCACUAAGCCCCGUCGAACGAUCAAAAUUGGCUGUUUGGGACUAUCCUGUCAGCGACAAAUACACCAAAAUGUGGCAGGCAAUGCAGGAGGCCGGGUUACCAAAUACUCUGGAAGAAGCUGUUUCCAGAGUUCGAAAUUCAACAACGGCCACUGGAUUUGCAUUCAUUGGGGACGCAACUGAUAUUCGCUACCUGGAAAUGACAAAUUGUGACUUACAGGUCGUGGGCGAAGAGUUUUCAAGGAAACCUUAUGCAAUAGCUGUUCAACAAGGCUCCCCACUCAAAGAUCAAUUCAAUAAUGCAAUUCUUCAAUUGCUGAACAAGAGGUAUCUGGAGAAGCUGAAGGAGGAUUGGUGGAAGAAUAAGAAACAAUGUGAAAAGGUCGAAGAUCAAUCGGAUGGUAUUUCAAUUCAGAAUAUUGGCGGUGUGUUCAUUGUGAUCUUUGUUGGCAUUGGAAUGGCUUGUGUUACUUUAGUAUUUGAAUACUGGUGGUACAAGUAUCGCAAAAUCACACCAAAGAUUACAAAUGUCACUGAAUCAUCGUCGAAUAAUGUUAACAAACUUGAGAAGAAGGAAGGCGGCUUCAUUCGCAGCAAAGAAUCGAUGGACGUGAAAAAUGUACUUCGUACAAGACUCACGAGUCAGUCAAAAAAUGAACCAAAAUUUUAAAUAUAAAAAAAAGAAAAGCAUCAUGGAUUCUUGAAUCAAGUCCUAUGAUUUUGCCGAAUGAUGGAAAUUAGUUUUGAGAAAAUUAAAAAUAGAUUUUAGUUUGCUAGCAACAUUUCAGCAGAGCCUUAAGAAAGCCUUUUGAACGAAAAUCAAUAAUCAAAAUAAUUUUCAAUGAAAUCAAUUUUUUUUGUGAAAAAUGCACAAUUUACGUGAGUCUAACGCACAAUUUGGCGUGCAAUAAUUGUAUAGUGUGAACAAAAAAAAUAAUGCACACAUUUAAACUGUGUUUAUGGUUUGUAAUUUUGUUUGGAAUAAAAAUCAUCAUUAUCAAUGCAAAGGAUAUACGAAAGGAUAUAUUUAUAAAUUAUAUAUAUAUUCUCUUUUGUAGUUUAUACAGGGAAAGUUGUCUGGACAUUUUACUAGUGUGUUCUUGAAAAUAAAUGUAAUCAUUCAAAAAAAUA